Molecule: messenger RNA, 433 nt
Organism: Daktulosphaira vitifoliae (grape phylloxera)
Lineage: Eukaryota; Metazoa; Arthropoda; Insecta; Hemiptera; Phylloxeridae
Exons: 2
Coding region: 5-433 (142 amino acids)
Source: RefSeq, a predicted model, not a curated record
CAUCAUGUACCAUAAUGGUGAUAACACAAAUUUAAUGGAAAAUAAUCAAGUCUCCAAAGCCAUCUUCAUUCUACGGACCCCCGAUAGUACACUAAAUAAUAUCAAUGGCAUUAUCACAAGAUUAAUCAAUGCACAAUAUCAUUUGGAAGAAUUUGUAGACAAAUAUUCUAGAAUGAAAGUAGAAAUAGAAAUACAAGAUGUCUUUAAAAUAAUAACAGAAACAAUUCAGGAAAUAAUCGAUGAUCAAAUACCUCCAUCAGAAAAGAUUGUUCUUCUAAAAACCCAAUUAGAAAAAAGUGAAAACAACUUUUUGCAAUUUUUUGAAGAAUUAGGAUUUGAAUACGACAAAAAAAGCGAAACUGUUUCUGUUAUUCGACCUGGUAUACUUGGCUGGUUAGAAAAAUUUUUCUUUGGAUUGAGUAAUUAUUUUUAA